AUGUCGAAUCAGUUAUUCUUUCUAAGUUUGGCCGACAUAUUCUCCGUCUAUCCGGCCAUAUUUAAAGAGCAAAGUAAAAAACUGAAAAAGACCAAACACAUUUAUCUGCCCAGCGAUGAGGAAUGGCUCGAUAAGAUGUACUACAUGUUGCUGGAGAUUCAACGACAAGUGAAUGACUCGGGUGAUGUGAACCUAUCACUGCAGGACAUUAAUAAAAAGAAUAAACCAAUGUUCGAUCCGGAUCGCAUCAUGAAAAUCAUAUCGCCUGGCAUAAGUCCUACGAAUGGACGUCGUAGUCGGGCCUUGAAAUUAUGUCAUUCAACCACAGUGAAAAUUAAACUCAAAGCCGAGGGCACUGGACCACGUUGGACUCUGCCCACUAUUGCCAAUGGAGCCAAAUUGUUGAGGAAGCCACCGAUAUUGGUGGAUUUUCAGAAUGAGCAUGAAAUGCGAUUGGCUUAUUCCCUGAUCUACGAUGUCUUUCGUUAUAAGGUUGUUUUGGCGAAUGCACUGGAUGACAUUGGUUUCUUCAAUCAGCAUAAGGAAUAUGUUGAGGAUGAGCAACGAAUUUGGUUAAUGCUUUUUGAGCUAUACGAUCGUCAAUUCAAGGGUCGCAACUCGGAGGAUCAACCAUUGCAGCUUCAACUCUACAAGGAAUCCCAAGUAACAGAAAUCGCCAAUGUGUUGUGGCAACAUCGCAUACGUCUAGCUGCAUCCAUUUCGCGUAUGCGUAUACGGGUAGGAGCUCUACGGCUAUCCCAACUGCUGCCCAUUCACUUGCAGAACGAAAAAGUGGCCAUAGCAGCAGCCAAUCCUGUGGUAACUGGUUGGAUUAAUCCUUUUUUGAUUCGCUCCAAGGCCGAGGCCGAUCAAAUUCUCACCGAAAUGGGUUUCACCAUUCAUGGCCCGGAAGAUGAGCAACCGCUUUUGGUGCAACAUUGCAAAUGGGAUAAUAUCUGCCCGUUGGUCAUAUCCUGUAUACCCAAGGAUCGAAGUGAAUUCACGAAAUCAAAGCUUAUGACUAAACACUAUUUUAUAAUGCAGGAUAAAAACUUUACAUUCGGUCCGGCCAUAAUGUCCAAACUGACAGAUUACUUUGAACUUGAUGGUGACAUAUUGCAAACUCACAUUGGAUCACCUCGGUCCACAGCCUAUUUGGCUGCUCUAUUCUAUUCGAUCAAUCGGGUUAAUAAUUUCUAUGUCUAUGGAGCAGGAGCUAGUCUCAAGGACUAUCGCAAGUAUAUGGAAUCGAUUGGGGUCAAUAAUAUUCGACUGUUUGCCGAUGCCUUCACCUCAUUUCCCAUGGAAUCGAAUCGCUUUCGCACUGUUGUUGGCAUCUUUGCCACGCCCCCGAAUUCAUUUAGUGCCAUCUCAGAUCCAAUCGAUUUGAUAUGUUCGCGAGGCGGUGAUCUUAGUAUGCUGGAGGUGCUAACCGAGUCCGAAGUCUCGGACGAAGGUCGCCAGCGAGUGGCAUUGAUAUUGGAGGAGCAACUCCUAACCCUAACGAUGUCAAUGUCACGACCUCAGGUGCAAUUUGUUCUCUAUCAAACGCACUCGAUAGUCGAUACCGAAAAUCAACUGAUGGUAAAGCAUGUCAUUCAGUUGAUCAAUAAAUUGGCCCUGGAGAAGCAUCGAAAUGCGUAUAGGGAGCAAAAACGAUUGGAGGCCAUUGCCGAGGCGGAGGCAGCGAAUAUACCAGCUGCGGCCAUGGCAAGCACCAAGGAGUCGCCUAGGAAAAAGGAUAAGCCAGAGGUGGGCACCACCACAGCAACAAAUCCUUCAUCGAAUGCCGCUGCGGCACAGCCGCAACAACAAUUGCCCCGUGUGGAUAGCAUCGAUCUGAUAGUUACUCCCGAUAUUGAUGAAUUCGUUGAGGAUCAAGUACCUGAUAUUUGCAUUAAUCAGGAUAAUUGCAUACGCCAACAAUCGACGGGCAGUUUUCUUUCCCUUGUGCGUCGCAAAACCUUGACUCAUCUGAAUGAGAAGUAUCUGAUUCGUCGGGCCGAGCAACGUGGACUCUUUGGCAAGCCGAAUGACAAGGAGAAGGAUAAAUCGAAACCGAAGACUGUGAAAUUACAAUCGGAGGUUGCUGAACCGCCGCCCCUGGACAUGACCUAUGACCUGAGUCGUGGCCAUUCGGGCACACGGUCAAGUGCUCAGCAAACGCUUCAACGUCUUCAACGCUCGACAAGUGCCAGCGCCAUACGCUCACACCUGACCAAGGUGUCGGCAACGCAGCGCCAAGUUAUUACAUUCAAUUUUCGUCAACGCGAGUGCAAACGCUUCUACGUUUUACCCAUCUACAUGCACAGUUCGAAGCAAGGUGUCCGCUUAUGGUGGCAAUACGCCUAUAAAUGUGUCACUAGAAAUCGUGGCAAUGGCAGUCACUGGAAUUUAAAUUUCCAUCCAUUGAAUUUGAGAUUCAAAUUGCAUUGCAGUCGACAGUUGCGCAUUAGAAAAUUGAGACGUAGCCAUUGGUCGAAACGGCAGCCAUUAACGGUCCAUAUAAAGGAUAUUGAACUGAUCUGCCAGGUGAAGCAGAUACAGCAAGUGCGAAGGCGCCAGAAGGUGAAUAACAAAUCGAAUAGCUAAAUACUCAUAAGUAAACGUUAUCGUUAAGUGUUGGAAAGUGACUGUUAUUUAACAUAUUUUUGUAAAAAAAACAACAACAACAAGAAUCUAUCUGUUCCUUCGUCAUGUUGAUGAUCAUCUAGGUAUUUUUAACUAUUACUAUUUUAUUAUUUUCGCUUACAAAGUUUGCAGUCUAGUUUGACUGGGUUUUGACUUGUAUUGGAUGCAAUAAAAAAAAAAAGAAAGAACAACAA
Messenger RNA from Drosophila willistoni, 2825 nucleotides. RefSeq lists its product as uncharacterized. The transcript is spliced from 6 exons. The record is from RefSeq and is a predicted model, not a curated record. NCBI's taxonomy places the organism in Eukaryota, Metazoa, Arthropoda, Insecta, Diptera, Drosophilidae. The coding region runs from base 1 to 2592 and encodes 863 amino acids.